Molecule: messenger RNA, 3816 nt
Organism: Oryza sativa Japonica Group (Japanese rice)
Lineage: Eukaryota; Viridiplantae; Streptophyta; Magnoliopsida; Poales; Poaceae
Source: RefSeq, a predicted model, not a curated record
AAGGUGGCCCCCAACAUCGAGGCCCCCGCCACGCCCAUGUCGCUCAUGCAGCCCCGCCCCCCCACGCCGGCGGCCAUCCCCUCCAAGCUCACCGUCAACUUCGUCCUCCCCUACAAGUCCGAGAUCGCCAACAAGGAGAUUUUAGGAAGGCAGCACCAUACCUGCUUGGGAGCGUGGAGUUGGAAGAGGCGCACGGGGGGGGGGGGGGGGUCGAAGAUGGGCAUAAGCCCCUGCGACAAUGGCCAUCUCGCCCACGCCGGCCACCACCACCUCCGAUUCCAAGCUCACCGUUGACUUCUUCAUCCUCCCCUCCAACUCCAAGCAGGCUGAUUGCUACGGGUCAUGGAGGAGGCAAUCCGCUCUGGCCAUACAUCACCUUCCCAUGGGCACGAUUGCAGCCAAGAUUCUGCCGUGGGAAGCGCCAUCUCGUGAGACCCUACUGAGGACAAUCAAUGCUGCUCUCGAUGACGGCAAUGUCGACGACGUGCUGCAAGCAUUUGCCAAUUACAAGACCCUGCAUGGCCUUCCUGAGCCGCGGGUGUUGGACAGGAUGAUCGUGUCGCUGUCCUAUGCGUCUAGCAGGAGAUGGCUUCAGAGGGCAUUCGACAUGGUCUUGUCAGUUUACCAAUGCAAUGGCAACCUUCUUAAUUGUGGCUCGCUGAUGAAGCUAGCUCUGGCGCUUGCCAGAGAUCAGAUGCCGAUUCCAGCCUCCACAGUGGUGAGGAUCAUAUUGGAGAGCGGCAAGCUUCCUGAUGUUGAUAUGCUGACCAUGGUGUACUUGCAUAUGGUGAAGUCACAAGUAGGAUCCUAUCUUGCUGCUGAUGUUUUGUGUGAGACCUGCGAGUGUUUCUUGGAGCAGAUUGGAGAUAGAAGGCAGCUGAAAAAACUGGAUCCAAUAAAGAGUAAUGUUACCUUGUUUAAUAUGGUUUUGAAGUCAUGUGUCGAUUUCAAAUGCAUGAUCAAGGCCCAAAGAAUAAUGGAGCUUAUGUCGCUGGUUGGGGUUGUGGCCGAUGUAAAUACAGUGGCUAUCGCUAGCCUUGUCUUUGAGAUGGUUGGGCAGCAAGUUGAAUUGGUGAACAUGAAAAGAAGUAUCGAUUCUUUUGCAUCUUUGCCGUUCAUUCAGCACUAUCUAUAUUUUUAUGGAAGUCUGCUGAACCUGCAUUUCAAAUAUAAUGACAUGGAUGCCGCUGCUCAGCUUUUGGUUGAUCUGUAUCGACAACAAAAGCCUCGUGCUUUUGUUGGUGAUAGUGUCCAUAAACAAGGUGUAAUACAGAUAGGCUCUGGCAACCUGAAAACUGGAUUCAGAAUAAUGUUUGACCCCAUAAAAGUGGACAAAGGUUUCGUUUUAGAUACAGAAAGUCAAUUUGGCCUUCUUGCUGUUAUUGAUGGAAAUAUUCGUCCUAGUGAGAAGGCUCUUGCUAAAUUCAUUGUUGGCUGUUUGAAAGCAAGUAAAGUGCGUGCAUUGUCUAGCUUUCUUAUUACAUUACACAAGGAAGAUCUAAAGGGGCCAUCUCAUUCAGAUGUAAUUAGUGCAUGCAUUCUGAUGGGAUGGUUGCAUGCUGCUCAUGAUAUCCUGGAUGAUUUAGAGUCAGCUGAGAUUCCUGUUCUAAUCUGUACUUACAUGUCUCUUUUGAGAGCAUAUGAGAAGGAGAAUAAACCGGAAGAAGUUAAUAGGUUUCUCCAACAGAUACAAAAGAAAGCAUAUACAAUGGCUGAUUUUCAUACCAAUCCAUCCUUUACCAUAAAGGAUGUUGCCAAAAUAGUCAAGGAUGAGAUGCCCCUCAGAAAUUCGUCUUUGCUUUCCAGUUUGGUUCAAGAAAUAGAACAUUAUAGCUCUCGAGAGCACUUAACUUUUGAGUUCAAUAAUUCAAUUCUUUUCUUCUGCAAGGCAAAUAUGAUGGACGAUGCUUUGAGCACAUAUAAGCGGAUGAGAGAGCAGAAUGUAAGACCCAGUCUGCAUACCUUUUGCCACAUACUGUGUGGAUAUUCUUCACUAGGCAUGCAUAGGGAGAUUGCCAUGCUGUGGGGAGAAAUAAAGCGCAGACUCGAAUAUGGAGAGCUAACUGUGGAUAGAGACUUGCUUGACUGCUUGAUUUUGAAUUUCCUAAACGCUGGCUAUUUUGCAAGAGUCAUGGAGGUUUUAAGUUACAUGGCAAACCGUAAAAUGUACUGUGACAAGUGGAAAUACAAGCAAGUUUUUCUAAAGCUACACAAGAAUCUGUAUAGAAAUUUGAAUUUGCUGCAUGAAAAAACAGAACAACAGAGUAAAAGAAUAGAAGAUGUCAGAGCUUUCAGAUCCUGGGCAGGCGUCAAAUAGGUAAAAUGACUGCAGCACUGUAAUCCUUUUGCAUUUAGAGAACACUCUUCUUGUGCAUGCACAUCUGUACAGAAUUCUUCCGAUGUAACAUCAUCCGCAUCUGUUGUAUAAUUCUGUAUUGUCCUUUCAAGUCUUUCCAUUUAUUCUUGAUGGUUAGUUCCAAUUCCUUAGUACUCACUGUAACAUCUUACAUGCAUGGAUUUUCUCUUCUUUGACCUCUAAAUCCACUUUCAAGGCUUCUAAAUCAACUUUCAAGGCUUCAACUAUCGAUUUUUUUUUUAUAUAAAUUGCCCGUCUUUUCUUUCAUCUGUUUUGGCAUGGAUCAUGAAUCUCAUAGCAGCACAUAUUUCCUCUUCAGGUUCCAGGUGGUUGCUAAUUCUUACAUUUAAAUAUGUUGACCAUUGAUAAUCUUAUUGAUAAUCUUAUUGUAGUACUGGCCUUGUGGCAAUCUUAGACUACUGUCUUACCAACAGUAAUGUUUCUUUCUUGUGAUAUUCUACAAAGAGGCUAUGCUGAUACAGAAGAUCAUGCUGUUGCUUCAAGUUGUCAAGUAAUUAUUUUUGUGGGAAACCGACUCCUUGACCUUACGUCACAAGCAAGAUCAAUUGCAUAGACCACAAAUGGCCUGAUGGGAGUUUGAUAGAGCACUUGCAGUCCAGACCUUACUGGCUACUAAGGUUUGCCAUCACUAAUACCAGAAUUGUCCAGUACUACCAUGUGGGGUACACAACUUGAACAGUAACUUUUUUUAGAGGAACUUGAACAGUAACUUGGCAUGCUUAACUAGUUGCUGUGGUUCUAGAGGACACAGUUAUGAAGUUGAGGCAGAUAUUCUAAUUGUGAUAUUCUUUUUAAUAUAGUCAUAUGACAUAAGUCCUGGAAACUCUCUAUUUCCUAAAUAUGUGCAGAUAAUAGAGCAAAAACAGGAAAAAUGUUUCAAUAACACAGUUGAUGUUCGUGCUUAAUGAUUCCAACUUUUACCUAAAAACGCUCACAUGUUGAAGGAUGCCAUAUUGCUAUGAAUACUAAUUUUAGGAAGUUUUUCCUUUUAGUUGAGCAUAGCUGUCCAUCAGCUGCUCAAUUACAAGAAAUAUUUUACUUCUAAUAGUUUUUAGGCUUUAAGCAUAUAUUGCAUUUGACUUUGCACGUUAAAAACUGAUGCUAAGUUUCCACAUAUCAAUUUCUUUACUGUUGGUGUGUUCAUUAUUUGAUUCGGUGCCUCUUUGGAAGCACGGGUAAUUGGUUUGGCUUCUUUCUUAACUUUAGGGCUGACAUCAUUGUUGGGGAUUUCUGCAGGUGCUGUGUUUAUAAAACCCAAAGGAUAGUUGGAUUGAUCAGUUGGUUCUUUGUAAUUUUAGUUAAAUGCAGGACUAUGGCUAUGUCACAGUAUUUAUCUAGUACCAGGUUGAUGUAAGCAGGUGCAUUCUGUAGAUCGUGUCUUUCCGAAAUACCUAGCUUGGUUGCUCUUAUGCUAAAUAUAAUCAAUUAUGAUGUGUCUA